This is a messenger RNA of Capsicum annuum, 953 nucleotides long. Its product is annotated as lamin-like protein. NCBI's taxonomy places the organism in Eukaryota, Viridiplantae, Streptophyta, Magnoliopsida, Solanales, Solanaceae. The transcript is spliced from 2 exons. The coding region runs from base 104 to 634 and encodes 176 amino acids. The record is from RefSeq and is a predicted model, not a curated record. Gene Ontology annotation, cellular component: plasma membrane. Gene Ontology annotation, molecular function: electron transfer activity.
CUAUAAAUAAGGUGGUCCACAUGUAUCUCCCCAAAGAAGAAACAACAUCUUUAGCUAAUAGUACAACUCUAGAGAGUACCAGAGCAGUGGUACUGUAACAACAAUGGAGGUGGUAAGAAGGAGGAGCUUCAGUUUGCCAACAAUGGUGGUGGUACUAACUUGCGCCUUGCUCGUUAUGCUGCCACAAGUGUACUCAGUUCGUUACAUUGUUGGAUCAAGAUUCGGUUGGAGUAACAGUGUCAAUUACACUAAUUGGGCUAAGGGCAAACACUUCUACAACGGCGACUGGCUCUUUUUUGUGUACGACAGGAACCAGAUGAAUGUGCUAGAGCUAAACAAGACAGACUACGAGACCUGCAAUACUGAUCAUCCGCUCCACAAUUGGACAACUGGAGCAGGAAGGGAUGUUGUUCCGCUCAACGUGACUAAGACCUACUAUUUCGCUAGUGGCAAAGGGUACUGCUAUGGAGGCAUGAAAGUGGCUAUUCACGUCGAAAAGGCACCUCCACCACCAAAAUCUGCUCCAGUACGCAGCGCUUCGUCAAAUUUGCUCACUUCGUUAAGAGGACAGAUAUUGAUACCAGCUCUUUUCGCAACUGCUGCUGUCUGGGAUGCAUUUCUUCUGCUCUGGUAGUAGGAUAUGUUUAAUUGACCACAAAUGUUGGUUGCUUCAGAUAAUUAGUUAAACCAAGUGUCAAGAAAGUGUUUGGUUUUAUCUUUCGUGUGUUUGUAUUUUCUUUUUUCUUGAAAGUUACCUUCUUAUUUUUUUUUUUGCUACUGCCAUCAUCAUUUUGAUCUGAAAAUCAAUUUUUUAUUUCAGAUCAAAUUGGUGGGGUUCAUUUGAAAAAAUUGUUUAUUUAUUUUUUUUACCUAAACAACUUUACAAUUGUUUCACUGGAGAAAUUGAUUGCGUGGAUCACGGAAACCUUCCAUGUUUACUCCCUUCAUUGGCC